Molecule: messenger RNA, 861 nt
Organism: Triticum turgidum subsp. durum (durum wheat)
Lineage: Eukaryota; Viridiplantae; Streptophyta; Magnoliopsida; Poales; Poaceae
Source: the annotation of a GenBank genome assembly
AUGGCCGCGCCCUUCUUCUCCACCCCCUUUCAGCCCUACGUCUACCAGAGCCAACAGGGAUCUGUGACGGCGUUUCAGAUAUCCGGUGGGGAUGUGCAGGUCCUGCAGGUGAUGGUGAAGUCGCAGGACAAGUUGACUGCGAAACCAGGUACAAUGUGUUACAUGUCCGGGAACAUUCAGAUGGACAACAAUUACUUGCCUGAAAACGAUGGAGGCGUGUGGCAGUGGAUAUUUGGAAAAAGCAUAACCAGCACUGUUUUCUUCAAUCCUGGCCCUGAUGAUGGAUAUGUGGGGAUUUCUGCACCAUUUCCUGGGAGGAUACUGCCUAUAGAUCUAGCAAACUUUGGUGGAGAACUACUUUGCCAGGCAGAUUCUUUCCUCUGCUCGGUCAAUGAUGUGUCAGUCACAAGUAGUACAGUUGAUCAGCGGCCGCGCAACAUUGAAAUUGGUGCAGAGAUGAUCCUCAAACAGAAGCUUAGGGGUCAAGGGAUGGCCUUCCUUGUUGGCGGUGGAUCAGUAAUGCAGAAAAUUCUUGCUCCCCGGGAGGUGAUUACUGUUGAUUGUGCUUGUAUUGUGGCUAUGACAACCACCAUUAACUUUCAGUUACAGAACCCUACCCCACAUAGAAGAGCAGUCCUUGUAUUCGGGGGUGUCAACCAGCUAAAAGCAUCUCUCACAGGACCUGGCGUCGUUUUCAUUCAGAGCCUUCCCUUCAAUCGGCUCUCGCAGCGCAUCGCAAGCAGUAGAUCGGUGGGGGCCCCAAGCUUGAGAGACAACCCCAGGUUCUUCAUCCAGAUCGUCAUGUUCUUCUUCCUGGCCUAUGUCAUGAUUGUGUCGUCAAUAAUUCUGACGGAUGUUUAG